AUGUCCCCCCCUGAAUAUAUGCCUCCUGGUGAAAAUGAUGUAAGGUCUCCUUGUCCUGCCAUUAAUGCUUUGGCUAACCAUGGUAUUCUUCCAAGAAGCGGAAAAGAUUUUACAAUGUCCAGAUUAAUUGAUGCUCUUCGUAAAGGUUUUAAUCUUGGUACAGCUUUGGCCACAUGGCUAGCAUUCUGGGCUUUUCUUUUUUAUGGGAAAUUUUUUCGAACAAUGUCACUCAGUGAUCUUCAUGUACACGGUAUUCUUGAACACGACGCGUCUUUAUCUCGUCAAGAUGAUGCGAUUGGUGAUCACAUAAAAGUUGAUAAGGAUUUAGUAGAUUUAAUAUUAUCACAGAAAAUUGAUGGAAAAAUUAAUACCGAAUCCCUCGCAAAAUUAUCUAAAAUACGUCAAGCAGAUUCAAAAGAACGUAAUAAAGAUUUUAACUUUGGUUGGAAACAAAAGACCUUGGCAUUCGGAGAAUAUUCUUUAUUUUUACAUACUAUUGGAGGGGCGACAAAUAAAGAAGUUGAUGCUAAAGUUGUAGAAAUUCUCUUUAAAGAAGAAAGAAUUCCUGAUGAUUGGAAAAUGCCCGAGACACCUGUUGAACUCUUUAAAGUUCUGCGUUAUCAAAAGGAUAUUGAGAAAAAGUAUGAAGAAUUAAAUCAUGAAUAA
Messenger RNA from Funneliformis geosporum, 666 nucleotides. NCBI's taxonomy places the organism in Eukaryota, Fungi, Glomeromycota, Glomeromycetes, Glomerales, Glomeraceae. The record is from the annotation of a GenBank genome assembly.